This is a messenger RNA of Strongylus vulgaris, 459 nucleotides long. The record is from the annotation of a GenBank genome assembly. Lineage: Eukaryota; Metazoa; Nematoda; Chromadorea; Rhabditida; Strongylidae.
AUAGGUAAAGAUGGCCGAGUCCGACCUAUAGCUGGAACCCGCCGAACAGCGAAUUGGGCAUCAGGCUACGAAACCACCUUUCCGGCUAAUGCUGGACCAAUUACCACGACAAAAAUGCACCCUCUGAGCGAAGAGGAAGAACGGCAAUGGGCAAAGUCUGUGGAUCGUUCUGACGUUGUGCUACAAUUUGUCGAUCAUCGACGGAAUAAAAUUCGACGAUAUAUUGGAGAUGUAUCAACACGGUUCCCAAUUCCAAUUCAAUGCACUGUUGAAGGAUCGAAAAGCUCAAAACAUCGCAUGAUAGUACAUUUCACCUGCCAAAUUCAUAGUGCCUAUUGUGUGUUUCAUGACGAUUAUAUGUUUGCAUUCAAGACGAAAUUUGCUGCCGCAUGGCUGCAUUUGAUGUUUUUACAGAACGUGUUCACAGCAGAGAUUCAGUCAUCGUUAGAGGACUUUUAA